Erigeron canadensis is the source of this 1239-nucleotide messenger RNA. RefSeq names its product protein FAR1-RELATED SEQUENCE 5-like. The transcript is spliced from 4 exons. The record is from RefSeq and is a predicted model, not a curated record. Lineage: Eukaryota; Viridiplantae; Streptophyta; Magnoliopsida; Asterales; Asteraceae. The coding region runs from base 1 to 1239 and encodes 412 amino acids. Gene Ontology annotation, biological process: regulation of DNA-templated transcription.
AUGGCGUCUAGAUCGAGGGGUGAUGUGGGUCUCAUGGAGACGUUUCACGGCGGUGGUGGUGUUGAACGAAGGUGGAGGCGAUGGACGUUGGAGGUGAUGAUGGAUUGCUUGGAGAAAAUUUUCUUAAAUCCAAAUGCGCCGGAAGGUGUAAAUGACGAGUUUGUGUACGAAGAGCUCGAUGACGAAUUUGAAUCCCCAGAUGUCCGUGAUGAAUUUGAUUACGAUCACGAUGUUUUUUAUAACAAGGAGGUGUUUGACACACACAUAGAUUUGGUAGACUGGGCUCAAAGAACGGCAAAGGAGCUUGGUUAUGUGUUAGUAACACGAAGAUCAAAUGUCACAAAAGGCGGAGAAGUUAAAAAGGUGGUCCUUAUUUGCAACCGUGGUGGAAAAAAAGAUAAGCGGUCAACCGGGGCACCCAAAGGGAGUACCAAAAUUGACUGUCCAUUCAAAUUGGUAGGCCGUCUGACAAAGGACCAUAGUUGGUGGGUUGAAGUUAUAGAUCACCGACAUAACCAUCCAUCAGCUUGUAAUUUGGAAGGUAUUGCGUACGCAAGACGACUAACCGAUGUUCAAAAAGAAUUUGUGGACGAAAAGGCGUUGCUAGGUUUUGGGCCAAAUAGCAUAAGGGACCAAUUGAAGGAUGCAUUUCCCGGUAUCUUGACCCGUUCACAAGACAUUUCUAACUACCUGCAGCAACACCGGCUAAAGCACGCCCAACAACGAGGGGAAACUCGAAUGCAGAUCGUGCUCCAAUUACUAUCUGACCAUCAGUACACGUAUCAGUACACGACGGAUAGCAAAACCGGAUGUUUGACCAAUCUCUUUUUCGUACAUCCUACAUCACUUGACAUAUGGCGUGCAUUUCCUUGGAUCAUUGAAAUAGACGCCACGUAUAAAACCAACGUUUACAACAUGCCGCUUGUUGAGAUUGUGGGUGUCACUCCAACUGGCAAGACAUUCAGCAUUGCGCACGCACUUAUUGAAAAUGAGCAACAUGCGACAUACACAUGGGUGUUACAGUGCUUGAGGUCGACGCUCGAAGAAGGGUUCGUCGUGCGUGUGGCACUCACUGAUCGGGAUCUGGCCCUCAUGAAAGCGGUUAAGGAUGUGAUGCCGGAAACGAAGCUGAUACUGUGUAGAAUACACAUUUGGAGGAAUAUUGAGUUACAUGCCAACCCAUCGUUUGGGUCAAAAAAGAUUAUGGUUCGUUUAGACACCGGUGGGAUCAACUCGUAA